AUGUCGAACUUCGAGCAACUGUUACGCGAGCUUAGAUGCGACAUCAGAAAAGAUUCGGAGGAGUCACUCAGAAUAGUGGAAGAGCGAAUCACAAAAAGUAUUAACGAAAAUAUAGAUACAAAAUUCGAAGACAUUCAAGCGCAGAUUGAAAUAAUAAAGAAGAACAAUAACGAGCAAAAUGAGAGGAUUCUUGCAAUAGAAAAACAGAUGAAAUGCAGGAAUAUAAUAUUUUUUGGAGUUGAAGAAGGGGAAAAAUCUUAUAAAGAAUUAGAAAACAAAAUAAUAAAUAUAGAAGACUAUCCAAAACAAAUAUUGGAAAAAAGAAAACAGCUUCAAGACCAAUUGCAACAAGCACGAAAUGAAGGAAAGUUCGCAUAUCUACGCCAGGAUAGGCUAAUAAUACAUGAACCAAAUAAAACUCGAAAGAAUGCUGAAAGUACAAAUAGUCAAAGUUCUAGGAAGAGAGAAUUGGAGUCUACCCCUCCGAGUCAAAUGAGCAAUCCUUAUGCUCAAGUAAAUCAACCUUCAUCAAAUUAUCACAUGGCAAAGAAAAAUAAACAUAAGAGGAAUACCCAGAAUAAGGGGCAAAGCUCCAUGAAUAGUUUUCUACAAAAACCACCAGCACCAAAAAUAUUUACUGCAGUCACACUCGAUGAGGAAUGCGAUGAAUAG
Messenger RNA from Maniola jurtina (meadow brown), 672 nucleotides. RefSeq lists its product as uncharacterized. The transcript has 2 exons. NCBI's taxonomy places the organism in Eukaryota, Metazoa, Arthropoda, Insecta, Lepidoptera, Nymphalidae. Bases 1 to 672 code for a protein of 223 amino acids. The record is from RefSeq and is a predicted model, not a curated record.